AUGCUUUCAUUUAUUCAAUUGACUAUAUUGUCAUGCCUUUCAUUAUUUGCAUAUGGUUACAACCCGAACGAUGAAGUACCUUCACACUUGUCGCUACCAAACUUGUUGACCAUCAGUUCGCAAAGCGAUUUGGAUUCAAAUUGGGAGUUGUAUGAUAACAUCAGAUUAGAUACUGGUAGGCUUUUAAUUGGAACUGGAGGUGGUUCGAUCUGGCUGAUACCUGGAUUGGAAAAUUCUGGCAACGAAUGGACAAUAGAGUUAGUGGUUAGGCUGUCAGGAACUGCAAAGAGAGAUUUGAAAUUUAGAGACCAAAACCACUUGGCGCUUUGGUUGACCACGGAUAAAGUAACGAACAAUGCAUUCGGUGGGGGGAAUUUCGAUGGUUUUCAAAUUGCACUCUCCAAUAAGAACACUCAAGGGUUGAAAGUUUUCCUGAAUGAUAAUUCUAAGUUCAUUGAUGGAUCUGUUGCUCAAUCCGUUGGUAGCUGUGAUUUUCCAUUCUUGGAUUCUUCUAUCCCUUUUACCAUAAGAGUAAGUUACUCGAAAACCCGCGGUAAUUGGUUUAAAGUGCAAGUGGAUAACAAUGUUUGUUUCAAGACCUAUACCAUGACUAUUCCAAAUGGUCCAGACGACCUCAGAUUUGGAGUUACUGGUAAAAUUGCAACUGCUUCUGAAGAAGAAUAUGAAAUCUUAAAGUUAAACGUUUGGACUCAUUUAACAGAAGACGCUAUAGAUGAUCAUGGAUUUUUGGGAGAUGGUGCAUUGGCUGAAGUUGCUCCACAGAAAGAAGAAGUAGACCAUAUUCGUCCAUCCCAGAUCAGAGAAAGUCUAAUGCAGAAAACUAGAAAAGCAAAGCAAGAAAUGGAAGAAAAACAAGCAUAUGAGUCAAGACUUCAAAAUGGAGGGAGGUUCGAAGAAACCCUUAACCUGCUCAGUUCACAGAUUGAUGCAAUUAUCAACAAGAUAGAUGGUGUAGGAAAGCAGCAACCGACUGUAAUUUCGUCCACAUCUUCUACAUAUGACUCUAAAGUUAUUCACGCUCACUUGGAAGAAAUUAAAACGACCCAAUCCCAACAGGGACAUGCGCUUCAGUCAGUGAGAGACGAUAUUGUGGAUUUCAAGUCUACUUUGACUCAGCAGCUCUCGCAAUUACUCUCUGCCCUCCAGAAGCUCAAUGAAAGGGUUAUUGGAGAAGUCAGGGAACAACAAUACGGCAUGGAGGAAUUGUCGAAGAAAGUUGACCUACUCAUGGCAAAUCACAAGGAAGUUGCAUACCAAUAUCAACAAGGAUUAAAGGGUGGACAAGAAGGAGAAGAUUUUUUGGAUAAAUUCAUAUCAAAAAUUAAAUGGAUUUUGAUUCCAUUAUGCAUUGGAUUCAUGUUAAUAACGGGUUUUCUUUACAGGUUAAGAAGUGAAAUAAAGCAUGCAAAGUUGUUGUAA
Molecule: messenger RNA, 1440 nt
Organism: Dujonia railenensis
Lineage: Eukaryota; Fungi; Ascomycota; Pichiomycetes; Serinales; Debaryomycetaceae
Source: the annotation of a GenBank genome assembly